This is a messenger RNA of Grosmannia clavigera kw1407, 1197 nucleotides long. RefSeq lists its product as uncharacterized. The record is from RefSeq and is a predicted model, not a curated record. Lineage: Eukaryota; Fungi; Ascomycota; Sordariomycetes; Ophiostomatales; Ophiostomataceae. The coding region runs from base 1 to 1197 and encodes 398 amino acids. The transcript has 2 exons.
AUGAUGAUGUUUGCCGCAUAUAUGACAAGGGCUAUCCAGUUGCUACUCAGCUCGCCUCGCAAGUCUCCAGAUCACGCAGUUGGAGAUGACGGCAGAGAGCGCGAAGAGCUGACGCCGCUUCGUCUGUCGGGAGAGUCACCGCAUACUUCUCUUCCCCCCAUGCCGCCUCGAUCACAUGCUGCCGCGUACAUCACGGUCCGUGGUCAAAAUCUCGACGACCCUCUGAGCUCGUUUAGCGAUGUGCCCGUGCCGCACUUUCGCAUCAGCAUUCCUGUCCGUCCACCACGGCCGCGGGCCGAGCGCUGGGCUGAGUUUGUUGGCGGCCAUGCGGACACUUUUCUCUUUUUCUGUGUCCUCCUGCUUGCUGGCCUGCCCUCGUAUUAUUCCUCUCCAGGUUAUACCAUGCCUUUGCACCUUUCUGUGAAUAUCCUCAUGUUCUUUUCCGCCAUGGCACUGCCGCCCAGCUGGCGCCAGUUGCUUCACCCCGUGAUUGUGUCUGCUUUCUCCACCCUUCUGAUCGUCUGGUUGCUUGGACGGGUUCAUGGCGACAACUCACUAUCGUCUGUGUUGGGGGAUUACCGCACAGGAUCGACGUAUCUGAAGCUGUGGGCCGCGGCAGGAACUGAGAAAGCAAACACUCUCCCUCGCCCUGGAGCCGGGGACAUCCUUUCCAGCGCUAUGGAUGCAAGCAUCGUCUCGUUGGCCUUGCCUAUGUAUCAGUAUAGGCAUGAGUUGCGGCGACACUUCUUUGCCAUAGUUCUGCCCAAUAUCGUCUUGUCGAUUAUCUCUUUGUUUGUAUACCCGGUUGUGUGCCACGCCAUUGGGAUCAGCCCCGAGCGCAGUCUAGCCUUCACUUCACGCAGCCUGACUCUUGCUUUGGCGACGCCUGCUGUAAAAAACCUGGGAGGUGAUCUGAACACAGUGUCUGCCGUCGCCCUUAUUUCAGGCGUUCUUGGUGUCCUCAUCGGCCGACAGCUGUUGUCAUGGUUGCGAAUCCCCGAAGACGACUACAUCACACGAGGUGUGACAUUCGGCGCAAAUGCUUCUGCACUGGGAACUGCGCUACUAUUGAGGACGGAUCCCCGUGCAGCUGCCAUUUCCAGUCUUGCAAUGGGCCUAUUUGGCACUGUGACGGUGGUUUUUUCUUCAAUUCCACCUAUGGUCCACAUUAUUCGGUCGUUGGUGGGCCUGACUUAA